ACAAAACAAACUUUACAUCGGGAGUGACGACGUCUUUCUUGCCACGAAGUACCAUCAGCAAGGUCCGUUACCAUAGUUACUCCACAGAGAGGGCGCGACUGCUCACGUGACCCAGCAAGAUGGCGACCACAAUGCAGAAUGGAUUUGAUUUAAACUGAGUAGGUCUGUUUUUGCUGUUCUGCUGGUUAAUUGUUAAUCAUAAUUAUCAUCACAUCACAAAAUCAAGAUGGCCCUAAAUGUCUUUGAUCAUGAUGAAUACAGGCCACCGGUGUGGAAGUCUUACUUGUACCAGCUCCAGCAGGAGGCACCUCACCCACGCAGACUCACCUGCACCUGCGAGGUGGACAACCGACCUAAAUACUAUGGAAGAGAGUACCACGGGAUGAUCUCAAGAGAAGAGGCCGACCAGUCGCUGAGUCAGGCCGAAGGCAGCUACCUCAUCAGAGAGAGUCAGAGGCAGCCGGGCACGUACACACUGGCUCUAAGGUUCGGCAACCAGACAAGAAACUUCCGUCUCUACCAUGACGGGAAGCACUUUGUUGGAGAGAAGAGGUUCGAGUCCAUCCACGACCUGGUCACAGACGGCCUCAUCACACUCUACAUUGAGACAAAGGCAGCGGAGUACAUCGCUAAGAUGACCAUAAACCCAAUCUAUGAACACGUGGGCUACACCACCCUGAACCAGGAGCCCACUCUGAAAAAACACCUGCCACAAAGCCCCGAGGCCCCAGAUGGACCUGCUCCAGCCAAAGACGACUGUAAUGCGGAGGAGAGGCUCACAUCGCUGGUGCGGCGGGCCACCCUGAGGGAGAGCGACUUGGCGCCCAAGUACGAGAAGGUUCACAACUUCAAGGUCCAUACAUUCAGAGGCCCCCACUGGUGUGAGUACUGCGCCAACUUCAUGUGGGGGCUCAUCGCACAGGGAGUCAAGUGUGCAGACUGCGGGUUAAACGUUCAUAAGCAGUGCUCCAAAGUCGUGCCGAACGACUGCCAGCCGGACUUGCGGCACGUCAAGAAGGUGUACAGCUGCGACCUGACCACGCUGGUCAAAGCCCACAACACCAAGAGGCCCAUGGUGGUCGACAUGUGCAUACAGGAAAUCGAGGCGAGAGGUCUCCAGUCGGAGGGUUUGUACAGGAUAUCAGGCUUCAGUGAGCUGAUAGAAGAUGUCAAGCUGGCCUUUGACAGAGAUGGAGAGAAGGCAGACAUUUCCUCAAACGCUUAUGAGGACCUCAACAUCAUCGCUGGAGCCCUCAAACUCUACUUCAGAGAGCUGCCUAUCCCCCUCAUCACAUACGAUGCCUACCCACGCUUCAUAGAAACAGGAAAGAUUGCAGACCCUGAAAAGCGUCUGGAGUCCCUCCACGAGUCCUUGAAGCUGCUGCCGCCAGCUCACUGCGAGACGCUGCGGUACCUCAUGGCUCACCUCAAGAGAGUGACUGAGUAUGAGAAGGAGAACCUCAUGACCAGCGAGAACCUGGGUAUCGUCUUCGGCCCGACACUGAUGAGGGCCCCCGGGCUGGACGCCAUGACGGCGCUCAACGACAUCCGAUACCAGAGACUCGUGGUGGAAAUGCUCAUUACCAACGAAGACGUGUUGUUCUGAGAGGAGGGGAAGACGGACAGAUUGGGAAGUCCUCCUGUGAAAAGAUGGAAGAAAAAGCUGACUUUUUACAGGAAGAUGAAGAAGAAACAUGCAAGAUACCCGGAGAGGACAACAAGGACUGUUUUUGUGAGGAGUGGAGGAAACGAUGAAGGAAGUGAUUAUUUGCACUGAAGGAAUUGAUUUAGAAAAAAAAAACAUAGUGGAGAAGAAGUAGAUGGAAGGAUGCAGUGUUUCCUUACAUUUAAAAUGUAAAACUAAAUCAGUAGACCUGAAGCUUCCACAGAAGAUCCCAAAUGUGUCAAAUAAGGACAAUUUCCCAACCUUACUCAAUAGCAAAAAACAAUUAUGAUCUUCUCUUGAUCAGCUGGGAGAAUAGAUAAAUAUAUUCUAAGGAGAAAUGAAUAGUAGCUUUGCAAAAACACUACUUUGUCUAUGUAGGGGAAACUCUGUAAUCCUUCUUUAUCUUAAUAUCUUUCUUAAACGGAUGCCUUGACAGUCUUUGUUUUCUUCACUAGACUUAUUUUAGGUCUCACAGUUGAGGGGAAAGAACCUUUGAAACUCUUAGGUUGUUAGCAUUCACCACAGAAACCAAAUGAGCCACAAGAUUAUAAACAAGCGUCACCAAUGUUCCUCAAACUGUGAUGGUCAAACCCUUUGUUUUCCAUAGUGUCAAGAUAUCUCUUUAAUCCUCCUCAAGAAGAAGAAGAAGAAGAAGAAGAAGAAGAAGAAGAAGAAGAAGAAGAAGAAGAAGAAGAAGAAGAAGAAGAAGAAGAAGAAGAAGAAGAAGAAGAAGAAGAAGAAGAAGAAGAAGAAGAAGAAGAAGAAGAAGAAGAAGAAGAAGAAGAAGAAGAAGAAGAAGAAGAAGAAGAAGAAGAAGAAGAAGAAGAAGAAGAAGAAGAAGAAGAAGAAGAAGAAGAAGAAGAAGAAGCAUCGUCUUCAUAACAGUAGACAGCUGGAUGAAUGAAUGGAAGAAGGGAACCACGUACUGCUCACUCAUUCCUCUGGUGGAACUUAAGUGACUUGGAUCUAUUUGUGUUUUCAUUCCUCCUUUAAAACUCUUCACUGUACAGCUCCCUCUUCUGUUCUGUUUCAUUGUCUGUAAUGUAAUUAUACAGUCAUUUUACACCAAGUAGUUUUUUAUUUGCUAACAUAGAAAAUAAUAAUGCAGACGUUCCUUUUUUGUGUGUCAUAUUACAAGCUUUUGUUUGAUUUGUUUCUGUGUAAUUACAUUACAGCUGAUGGAGCAGAACAUUAAAUGGUUUAGCGUUUGCUGUGUUCUCUCACUUCUCCGCCUGCUUGCGUCGCCUCUGAAGGUGAAAAAUUACGGGAAGUUUUGGGAACAUUUUAUAACGAAUACUCUCCAUCGGGGCUUAAAUUGGCAUCUCCACACAACACUAAUUCAUUGGCAGGUGGUGAAGAGAGGAACGCAUCAUACUGGACUUGAAACAUAAAUAUGUGAAACGGUGCUUUAUGUUGUGUUUGCUUUGCUUUUGGUUUGUAAUUUGGAUAAAGCAGUAUUGUAAUUAAGCAGUGUUAACAAGUAGAUUUUGUGCUCUGAAUACUAAUUGAAAUUGUUGAUCGUUUUCCCAGAUGCAAUUUAAAAGAAUUGAAAUAAUAAUUGUAAGGCCUGUCUACUUUAUUGGCCUGCGUGGGAUAAUUCAGACACUUCAGUAUCGAGAUGAGCUUUGAGUGCCCAAUUAUUUGACAUUUUAAUAUCCCAAAACUUAAAGCAAAGAAGCUCAAUAAAACUAAAAACGUUAAUUAUUCUGUAUCCGUGUUUGAAAUUAAUGGAAUUAAUGAUACAACUGUGAAAAAUGAUAUCGCUUACACAAAAGUAAAGACUUGUUUGGAUCAUUUUAAUUCAACACUUUCUUUUUAAAGACGCAGACAAAAUGAGAUUUUACCUAAAUACAAGUUCUUGUAAUCGAAUGCCAUACAGAUGACUGAUUUCAGAUGUGAAGAUGAGCUGCUGGUUACACGUUGCAAAGGUUUGCUGUAAUGUUUUCACCUGAUGUGAUGGAAGCAGUAUUAAUUGUGGGACGAUGUUGUAGUCAUUACCAUGACUUUAUUUUUUAACUAGUGCCAUUUGAAAAGGGUGGAGGUGUAAAGUGGAUGCCUUCUGCAUGUAACCCCCACCUCAGCUAACACACUAAACCCCCUUUUCAUUAAUUUCUACCCCCAUUUCUGUCGGGGGGGGCGCGGGGUUACCAAUUACCUACUCCUGGUGUGCUUCAUUUGCACAGCAGUGACGACCCACCACACGCCUAGACCCGUUUCACAGAGCAAAGAAGGUGUUAGGGUUAUAAAAAAUCAAUUGCUGUGUGCAAAAUGGAUGUAACAUAAUUUUUCUAACAAAUCUUGAUUUUUGGUUAUUCAUGUGUUUUUUUUUAUUUGAACUAUUUUGUUGACUUUAUGAUGUACUAACCCGAUGAAAACGUCUGAGCCUUCAUUGAUCUGUGACACUUAUUUUGUGUUUUGGCAUCAUACAAUGUCCUUUUUUUUAUGCCGUCAUUGCUGUAAAGUAUUUUCUAUAUGGUUUAUGCAUGGUGAAAUUAAAUUAUUAAGUAUGGCUCUCA
Messenger RNA from Cottoperca gobio, 4182 nucleotides. Its product is annotated as N-chimaerin. The transcript is spliced from 15 exons. Gene Ontology annotation, biological process: positive regulation of GTPase activity; signal transduction; regulation of small GTPase mediated signal transduction. Bases 227 to 1606 code for a protein of 459 amino acids. The record is from RefSeq and is a predicted model, not a curated record. Gene Ontology annotation, molecular function: GTPase activator activity. Lineage: Eukaryota; Metazoa; Chordata; Actinopteri; Perciformes; Bovichtidae.